Drosophila eugracilis is the source of this 4042-nucleotide messenger RNA. RefSeq names its product homeotic protein female sterile. The record is from RefSeq and is a predicted model, not a curated record. The transcript has 5 exons. Lineage: Eukaryota; Metazoa; Arthropoda; Insecta; Diptera; Drosophilidae. Bases 600 to 2531 code for a protein of 643 amino acids.
UUUCGUCGUGUUUGGUUCGCCCCUGGAGGAAGCGCUCAAAGCUUUGAAUAAAACAAACCAAAACAAAUCGAAAAUCCCCUUUAAAAAGAAUAAUACAAACACUCAAAUCGAAUAUAUAUAUACUUGGAGUUUUGACAAGUGGUGCUAUUCAGAAAAUUAACCCCCUCUAAGAAUCGCUUUUGAAAGUGUGCCAAAAACUGGGUUAUUGAAAAACUCAAAACUGUGCAACUAUCCAUUUACCCCAGUGAACUGUGUGAGCUUCUGAGCAAAAUAAAAACCCGCCAAAAAUUCUGAGAAGUGCCAAAAACGUUGCAGCGAACCCAAUCCGCACGAGUGUUACAAGUGUGUUCAGUGCUAAAGAUACCAGCGAGUCGAGUUGCAUCUUAAGCUGCAACUUUGAUAUCGUCACAUUUUGGCAGCGACUGCUUCAGUUCAAUUGUCUGGUCUUCGGGCGAAUUCCUCACUCCACGCAGGCCAUCAAAAAAACUGCCAAAAUUCCGAAGAAUCCGAGGAAAACACCAAAAACAUCGACACGUACCGCAUCGGCAACCGGUGGCGGUGGGGGAGGUGCUGGCGGAGGCGCCACCACCAGCACGAAAAUGGCAUCUAAAAGAAAAGCCUCGGUGUUGCUGCACAAGGAAACCAUUCCGGCAACACCGGUCGUGAGCACCGAUACCACCGCUGGUGUGGUUGGUGUUGGAGUCACCGGAGGAGGAGCGGGUGCUAGCGCAGGAGGCGGAGCUGGUGGCACCGGUGGACUUCUGGGCGAGGUGGUCAGUGGACUGGGCGGCGGCCUUGUCAGCGAAUCCGAAGCCUAUGCCGGUUUGAUGAAGGACGCCGAUAAGCUGAAACUGAUGCUACUAGCCUGGAAUUAUCAGAAUUCGACGGCAGUGCGAAAUGGAACCGAGGGUCCCGAUCUUAGCGUGGUUGGUGGUCUGUGGGCACAGUACCAAAAUGCCUUGGCCCAGAAUGCAGCUGCAGCGGCGGCGGCCAGUGGCAAGAUGGACAGCUCAUUGUCGCCGGUACCGCGCCAGGAUGCUCACUCGCCCAUGGAGACGCAGGACGAGACGAACUCUUCUGGUCAGAAGGAGGAGGACGAGGUGUCCGAGGAUGACUCCGAUGAUAAGCUGGAUGAGAAACUGGCCACCACACACGAUCCCGAGCGGCUCAAAGCCUUUAAUAUGUUCGUCCGUCUGUUUGUCGAUGAGAAUCUAGAUCGCAUCAUCCCCAUCUCGAAGCAGCCAAAAGAGAAAAUCCAGGCCAUCAUUGACUCUUGUGCCCGGCAGUUCCCCGAGUUCAGCGAUCGAUCCCGCAAACGCAUCCGCACUUAUCUCAAGUCGUGUCGUCGCAAUAAGAAGACCCGCGAUGGAUGGGAGAAUACGACCCGACCCACUCCCGCACAUCUGACGUCCGUGCAGGCGGAGCAAAUCCUGGCCAUUGCCUGCGAAAACGAGUCCAUGAAUGCCAAACGGAUGCGCAUCGGCCUGGAGCCCAUUACGCACGCAGUUCCCGCUCCUGGAAGUGCAGUAGCCGCAGCAGCAGCAGCAGCGGCAGCCGCUGCGGUAGUGGCUGCCACGAGUUCUGGCGCCGGCGGCACCAGCACCACCACCGCCGGAAAUGCCACAGCUACCUGCGGCAUGGGUGGAGUGGCGGAUGCCGCCGGACUGACCAGUGUGGCAGCCGCCGCCCUUCCUUUUGUCAGUGCCGUUGGCUUUGCCCGGUCCACACCGAACUCAGAGCACGCGGAUGUUCUGCCCUUCGGAGGGGCGAGCACUGUGGGCGGCAGUGGGGGCGGUGGCGCUGCCGGCGGAGGUGGUGGCGGGAUGAGCUCGGCGCGCAGCUCUCCUUUGGCCCUUAGCUCGAAUGCCAGCGUGAGCGGUGGCGCCAGUGUCACUGGUUUGACCCUGGCCAAUGGAGCUGGUGCCUCCAACGGAGCCGGUCUGCCGGCCAGCAGUCCUUACACCACGGACUUUAGUUCUCCCUCAACGGCCUCGCCUUUUGUAGCUGCGGCUGCGGCCGUGGCCGCUGGCCGAGCUCCCAGCUAUCCCGGAUACUUUCCAGGAGUCGCUGGACUAGGAAAUGUUACGCCCACCGAUCUCUCGAUGAAGCCAACCAGCCUGUCCAGCGGCCUUGGCGGCAACUUGGUUAGUAACAACAACAACAGCUCCGUGGCCGGCAACAUCAAUUCCCAGCUGAGUGCUGCCAAUUUGGCCAGCCUGAGUAAUGCGAACAACAACAAUGCAUUAGUGACUGCCACCCAGCAGUUGCAACAGCUCCAGCAACAGCAGCAGCAGCAACAACAACAGCAGCAACAGCAACAGCAGCAACAACAACAGCAGCAACAACUCCUGGUUGCCGGCGGUGGCGGGAUGGAUGGUCAAUCCGUUCGAGCGCCGCCAAUCCUACCACACAAACUGAGCGCCAACGAAGUGACAGCCGCCCGGCAGGUGAUAUCCGCUUACCGCGAAAGUGCCGCCUUUCUGCUCCGCACCGCCGACCAGGUAGAGCAGCUGCUCGUCCAGCAGCAAUAGGCGUGGCCCGAGAACCGAGCAGGGUUGUUCCUAUUUUAAAUUAAAUUUAAAAUGUAUUACACACACACUCCAAACAAGUGAAACACACACAAGCCAAACUAAGCGAAAAUAGUCAAACCAUAUAGCGCAAAACACGAAGAAGACGACGAAUUAACACUGGCUCACAGGAUGCAAGGCAGAACCAUAUGUAGUUAAAGAAGUUCGUUCAAACAAAACAUUUUAAGUGUUUUUUCCUCCAACUACGUACAGCAUAUUUAAAGAAAAUAGAACUUAACGAUAAACAAAAACCAAAAGAAAUAUUGCAAAUAUCACAACAGUAAAAUAGUAGAGCUGCUCCAGUUAGCUGACUUGGAUCUCAACUAAAUUCCAUAUAAACUUCACUUCGGUUUCCAUAGACAUUAAAUAGUAUCCACUAAACGGGAUGGUUUCAUUGGAUUCUCUUAAACUAAUUUGAAUUUGAAUUUUCCUUUAAAAUAGUUCUUUAUAAACGAUCAAAAUCAGAUACCAUUCAGAUAGCAAAGGCGGCUCUAGUUAAAAUAAAACCAAGCAGCAGUUCAAUGUACUACAGUGUCUACUAAAAGUAAACCUACAAUAGCCAUACACCAACACUCGCAUUGAUUUUGUUUCAACUUUUUAUUAUCGCAUAUUUUUGGACUCUCGUCCUUUGGAGAGCAGCAGAUUCCGGGCCCGUUUUUAAAGUGCGCGAUUUGUUAAAAAAAAUUAAAUAUAAUUAAUAAGUUGAAGUAUUGUUGUAAAUUUUAAGAAAAUGGAUAAAAAAAGGAUAAAACCGAAAAAAAAACGUAAAACUAUGAGAAAACACAGGGUGAUACUUUGAAAAAUUAUUACAAUGCAUAAGCUAAAAAUUAAUAAAAGAAAAUGUAAAAAAAAUUUAUGGAAAUGAAGUAAGGCAUAGAUGUUGGUAAAUGUGUAUUUAACGUUUAGAAAUUACAUUUGUAUACUGUUUCCAGGAUUUAUUGUUCUUAAUUACCAUAAAUUUGAGUUUUUCAACUUGUUUCCCCUUUUUUAUUAGGUGUAUAUAAUUUUCCAGUUUUUAUUCUGAGAGAUUUUUGGUUUAACUGUUGCUUUUUACUCACAUUCGAUUAUUAAAUAGAUACGGAAUAAAAUAUUUAAAUACAAAAUAGCCAUUCAUGUUUUUUGCAAAUAUAAAUGUGCAUGUAAAAAUAAGGAAAACUCUAACACAAAAACAUUGAAGAACACGCAUGGAACAUCGGUAUGUAUGAGUGUGCAGAAGGAUAUUGAGAUCCGUAAUGCAAGGCAAAUUAUAGAAUUUAAUUAUAUAAAUUAAUUGCUAAAAUUAUUUAAUCACGAAUAAUUACUGACUACACCUAAAUAAAUACUCCAAACAAACUUGAUAAAUGGCUUGCAAGCAGGAGAAAUAUUUAUACGGAAUACUUAAAUAUAAUGUAAUGUGUGGCAUUUGCAUUGAAGAGUAAACUAAUUAAACUAACACGAGGGCAACACAAAUGAAACAAGACAUUUUAAAAAUCGAA